AUGAGAGUUCUGCCUGCCACUUUGCUGGUGGGAGCUGCUUCGGCAGCUGUCCCACCUAUGCAACAGGUCAUGGGUGGCCUCCAAGAACAGUCACAUGCGCUGGUCCAGGAGAGUACCGACUUCUUGUCCAAGCCCCUUGAGAAGCUUCAGGGACAGUUCAACACCCUCUCUUAUGAGGCUCGCAAGAUGUGGAAGGAAGUCUCAGAUGCCUUCCCCAAUCUGGAACAGACCCCAAUGCUUUCGCUUCCCAAGAAGCACACUCGCCGUCCUGACUCUCACUGGGACUCUGUCGUCCGUGGAGCGGAUGUGCAAAGCGUCUGGGUGGAGGGCGUCGAUGGCUCCAAGCACCGUGAACUGGAUGGAAAGCUGGAAGCCUACGAUCUUCGUGUCAAGAAGGUGGACCCUAGCUCCCUGGGUAUUGACCCUAAGGUCAAGCAGUACAGCGGUUAUCUCGAUAACAACGAGGAUGAUAAGCACCUCUUUUACUGGUUCUUUGAGUCCCGAAAUGACCCCGUGAAUGAUCCCGUUGUCCUCUGGCUGAACGGCGGUCCCGGCUGCUCUUCUCUUACUGGCCUGUUCAUGGAACUUGGACCUAGCUCCAUCAACGCCGAGAUCAAGACUGUUUACAACGAUUUCUCCUGGAACUCCAAUGCCUCUGUGAUCUUCCUGGACCAGCCUGUCAACGUUGGCUACUCCUACAGUGGCUCUUCUGUCAGCGAUACUGUAGCUGCUGGCAAGGAUGUCUACGCCUUGAUGACUCUGUUCUUCAAGCAGUUCCCCCAGUACGCCAAGCAGGACUUCCACAUUGCUGGCGAGUCCUAUGCUGGCCACUACAUCCCGGUCUUUGCUACUGAGAUUCUCUCCCACAAGAACCGCAACAUCAACCUGAAGUCCGUGCUCAUCGGCAACGGCUUGACUGAUCCUCUUACCCAGUACGAUUACUACCGCCCCAUGGCAUGCGGCGAGGGUGGCUACCCAGCUGUUCUGAGCGAGAGCGCCUGCCAGUCCAUGGACAACGCUUUGCCUCGUUGCAAAUCUAUGAUUGAGUCUUGCUACAACAGCGAGAGUGCCUGGGUUUGUGUUCCGGCCUCUAUCUACUGUAACAACGCUCUUCUGGCUCCUUACCAGCAGACUGGCCAGAACGUCUACGAUGUCCGCAGCAAGUGUGAGGACGACUCCGGCCUUUGCUACAAGGGCUUGAGCUACGUCAGCGAGUACUUGAACCAGGAGAGUGUUCGCGAGGCCGUGGGUGCUGAGGUUGAAGGCUAUGAUUCCUGCAACUUCGACAUCAACCGCAACUUCCUCUUCCACGGUGACUGGAUGAAGCCCUUCCACCGCCUGGUGCCCGGUCUGAUCGAGCAGAUUCCCGUGCUUGUCUACGCCGGUGAUGCAGACUUCAUCUGCAACUGGCUUGGCAACAAGGCCUGGACUGAGUCUCUCGAGUGGUCUGGUCAAAAGGAGUAUGCUGGCCUUGAGCCCUCGGACCUCGUUAUCAAGGACCAAGAGCACAAGGGCAAGAAGAUCGGUCAGGUGAAGUCCCACGGCAACUUCACCUUCAUGCAGCUCUACGGCGGUGGUCACAUGGUCCCUAUGGACCAGCCUGAGUCCAGCCUAGAGUUCUUCAACCGCUGGUUGGGUGGCGAGUGGUUCUAA
Penicillium verhagenii is the source of this 1653-nucleotide messenger RNA. It is a transcript of the gene cp3, whose product is annotated as carboxypeptidase C PRC1. Lineage: Eukaryota; Fungi; Ascomycota; Eurotiomycetes; Eurotiales; Aspergillaceae. The transcript has 2 exons. Gene Ontology annotation, molecular function: serine-type carboxypeptidase activity. Gene Ontology annotation, cellular component: fungal-type vacuole. The coding region runs from base 1 to 1653 and encodes 550 amino acids. The record is from RefSeq and is a predicted model, not a curated record. Gene Ontology annotation, biological process: proteolysis.